This is a messenger RNA of Paralichthys olivaceus (Japanese flounder), 2777 nucleotides long. RefSeq names its product monocarboxylate transporter 7-like. Gene Ontology annotation, cellular component: plasma membrane. The record is from RefSeq and is a predicted model, not a curated record. Gene Ontology annotation, biological process: monocarboxylic acid transport; transmembrane transport. Gene Ontology annotation, molecular function: monocarboxylic acid transmembrane transporter activity. NCBI's taxonomy places the organism in Eukaryota, Metazoa, Chordata, Actinopteri, Pleuronectiformes, Paralichthyidae.
CCAGAUCUUUAGCCCCUCUGUCCUCCCCCCCUUCAGAGGAGGGGAGGCUUGGGGGUAGUCCAAGAGACCGCCUGCCAGGCCCACGGGGCAUGUUCGUGCGCGUCCUCGUGUGCCUCCAUGUGUGCGUAUGUUUGUGGACACCGGCACGCGAGAAAAUGACCGUGCGUAAAACCCGGCAAAACCUGCUGCCGUUCAUUGACUCAGCGCGCGCAACAGCAGACCAGUCGGACCUCUGGAGCGAGAGUCGAGCGGAGAGGAAGAGAUAGUGUGAGAGGCUGCUGCACAGUCAUGGUACUGUGUGGCACCAAGGUACCACGUUUCUUGGGGCCCAACGUAUACUCAGAGCCUCCCGAUGGAGGCUGGGGAUGGAUGGUGGCUGCGGCCUUCUUCGUGGUGGAGGUUUUCACCUACGGUACCAUCAAGAGCUUCGGCAUCUUCCUUCAGGACCUGAUGGAGGAGUUCGGGGAGACCAACAGUCGAGUCUCCUGGAUUGUCUCCAUUUGUGUCUUUGUCAUGACCUUCAACGGUCCUCUCUCCUCUGUGAUGACAAGCCGCCUCGGCUUCCAACCCGUCGUCAUGAUUGGAGGAUUGCUAAUUUCCUCGGGUACCAUUGCCACCAGCUUCACCAGCUCCAUCAACCAAAUAUACAUCACCUAUGGUUUAGUUGCGGGUCUGGGCUACUGUCUGACCUUCUUGCCCACUGUGACCAUCCUUUCCCAGUACUUCUCACGUCGACGGUCUCUGGUCACAGCUGUGGCAUCCACAGGAGAGUCCCUGUCCAUGUUUGCCCUGGCGCCAGCCUUUUCUGCACUGAGGGACCACAUUGGCUGGCGACGCACCAUUGCAGUGAUCGGAGCGAUGCAAAGCACCAUCAUCAUCUGUGGUGCUUUGCUUCGGCCAAUCGUUAUCAAACCCAGAGCAUCCCACAAGAGAGAGACUGACGGAGCAUCCGCAAAGGAACUGGAACACCUCAGCGCACAGAAGAAUGUGGAGGACACAAACCCAGAGGACUCAGUAACAAACAAUAUCGCACAAGCAGCAUACAGUCUGGACAAGGAGUUGACCAGAGGCUCUGUAAGCACCGGAGACUCCGGUGUACAGUCUCUAUAUGGUGGAGAUAAAAGCAGCACAGAGGAGAAGACGUUACUGCACAAAGACGCAGGGUCAGAGACAGAGAAGGAUUAUGUGGAAAACAGUGAAUCAGGGAUUAAAGAAGCUGAGACCGAGGAGGAGAAAGAUUACAGAGAUGCUGAGAAACAAACUAUGAAAGACGAGGAAAAUGAAUCGGGAGGAGAUACGCUACCUCCAAAGAAUUCAAAACUUCUAGAUUUCUCCAUCCUCAGAGAGUGCAACUUCAUUCUCUACUGUCUGUUCGGGCUGUUUGCCACACUCGGCUUCUUCGCCCCCCAGCUCUACAUCAUCGAGCUGAGCGUGAGUCUGGGCGUGGAGCGGGACCGCGCCGCCUACAUGCUCUCCACCAUGGCUGUGGCUGAAAUCUUGGGCCGAUUCUCCAUUGGGUGGAUCCUGACGCGAAAGCAGUUCAUGAAGAGAAAGCUGUAUGUUCUUUUGAUGUGUGUCAUUGUAAUGACAGCAGAUCUGGUGGGAUUUACUUUGGUCACGGAGUUCUACGGGCUGGCUGUGUGCUGUGCUUUGUACGGCUUCUUUAUGGGGACGCUAGCCUGCACCCACAUCCCCAUACUGGCUGAGGAUGAUGUCGUCGGCAUAGAGAGAAUGUCUUCGGCUGCUGGUGUCUAUGUUUUCAUACAAAGCUUCGCCGGGCUCGCCGGACCCCCACUUGGAGGUGUGCUGGUGGAUGUGACUCACAACUACGGCUCGGCCUUCUACUCGUGUGCAGCCGGCAUGGCGCUGAGUUCCCUGUUCCUCGGUUUGGUAAAACCUGCUAAGAGAGGACUUCUUUGUAGGAAGAGGACUUCAAAACAGUUUGAAGACGUAUGUGCACGUGAAGAGGAGCCAGAGGAACAGAGCAAGGAGCAUAAACGGGACAGAACUGACGGCCCUCGCGACUGCUCUGAAGUGGGGGCCAACUCCGACCACAAGGGGGCCACAGGGGACGUCGAGGAGGUUAUACUUUUUGCUUGAGCUGAUAAUAGGGGAUGAGGAUAAUUAAAGGGUCAAGCUAUACAUGAAUAAAAGGCUGUUUAAAGACUACUGCUGCCAGAGUGCUGAAGUGACACAAAUACAAUGAAUGAGACCAAUGUUAACUGUGAAAUACAAGCCUCUUUAGAUCUGGCGUCUGAGAGCGAGUCUUGAGAAGCUUUAGAUUACAAUAUGGAGGUGGCCAUCAUGCCGUGAAUCACUAAAGCACCAAACAGUGUUUUUACCAGAUUCAAUACUGUUACAAUUAAAAAGAGUGGCUAUUAAAUUAGCUUUAAGUCAGUAUGCUUUUGAUACCGUCUUGUUUUAAUGGAUGAAGGUGUGAAAUAUUUCUGAAAUGAAUGGACCUGUCCUGAAAGGACUUUGAGAGUUGCUGUAGUUUUAGAUUUUCCAGAGAGAAGAUGCAGCGUUUUAACACUAAUAAACUCAUCACCUGCUGGUCAUCAAUACCAUGAUGAACGCCAGAAAAACUGUUAACCAAAUGUAGCUGAAAGGAACAAUGGGUUGCACAGAAAAUGCAUAAAGCUCAGGAGUGUGUGAUUAAAAGAUUUUUUUUUAAAUCAAACUGUCACCAAGCUUACAAUGUUGUCAUAUGCUGCGUCAGACACAAACUAUUUUUGUAAUGAGUUCAAUCACAAUAAUGAAACAGAGUCGUUUGUGAA